GCCGAUCCCAAACGGCGUCGUUUACUUUAGUAAUAAUUAGGUUCACAAACUCUUCUCUUCUCCGCAGCUCAACGAACUCUUCUCCCCUGUUUAACAAACUUUCCUGCGAUUUUUCUCAUCUCUUUUCAAUGGAAUUUUCGGUCGUUGAUUCUGUUCUUCUGAAUUCUUCAACUGAAUUUCGCGAUCCUUUGCCGUCCAAUAUACACGAUAUCGACAUUCAUUCAACCGGUGAUAAUAACUUGGAAUUUGAUCAAUCGGUUGCUGUUGAAUGGAUUGGUUCUAGUGAAGAAGAUACUUGUUCACGUGCUUCUAAAUUGUUAUUUCUUCUCAGCAGAGAUGCAUUGGAAACUGUUGAUCAGGCAACAGAGAAUAAAUCACUUGUUGGAUUUAGUGUCAAAUGUGAACAGGAUGCUUAUAAUCUUUACAACGAUCAUGCUUUUGAAAAUGGAUUUGGUAUUCGUAGAUACAAACAGAGGUUUAGGAGUGGAAAUGUAAGUUUGAGUAUGAAGUCUUAUUGUUGUUGGAAAGAAGGAAAGAAACUACAAAAGGGUACUGAAAACAAAUCUUAUACGAAGCUAGAUUAUCGUUCUGAUUGUAAAGCGAAGUUACAAUUUUCUAUUGGUGUUGAUGGUGACUGGACUGUUUCGAAGCAUAUUAUUCAUCACAAUCAUGCUUUUUGUGCCAUUGGUCAAAGACAUUUGCUGAAAUCACAUAGAGGUGUUGAUCGUGAAUAUCUUGAGUUUAUUAUGUUGAUGAAGGAGAGUGGGACAAAGGUUUCCGAUAUUCACAGAAUGCUUCAAAAGCAAUCUGGAGGUGUUAGUUCUCUUGGUUUCACCAAACGUGAUGCUUAUAAUGUUUUGGAAUCUGAAAGGAGUAAAAUGUUUGAUGGCACUGAUUCAAACACUUUGAUAGGUAUAUUGAAGAAAAGGGCUGAAGUGGAAUCUGAUUUUUUCUUUGAUUUUGAUUUGGAUGAUGGUAUCCUGAGUUGUUUUUUUUUGGAGAGAUGGGCAUAUGAAAUCAGAUUAUGAUAGGUUUGGAGAUGUAGUUAUUCAUGAUACAACUUAUCGGACUAACAAGUAUGACAUGAUCUGUGGUCCUUUCGUUGGUAUGAAUCAUCAUUGUAAAAACAUAAUGUUUGGUUGUGGUUUUAUGUUGAAUGAGAAGGUGGAAUCUUUUGUUUGGUUAUUUCAGACAUUCCUCAAAUCUAUGGGUGGUAAACACCCCAUCACUUUCAUGACAGACCAGUCAUUUUCCAUGGCAGCAGCUAUCAAAUCUGUUUUUCCUAACGCAAGACACAGACUUUGCACUUGGCAUAUAGAUGAAAAUUCCAAGAAACACAUCAUGUUUCUACGCAAGAAGCUGAACUUUGUUCCUUUAUUUGAUUAUGUUGUUAAACGAUGUGACACUAUUGCCGAGUUUGAUUUCUACUGGACUGAGUUGAACAAAGUGUAUGAAUGCAGUGACAAUACAUGGUUGAAAAGGCUCUACAGUCAUAAAGAAAAGUGGUGUCCUGCAUUUUCAAAGGAUUAUUUCUCUGGUGGCAUUCUAUCCUCCCAAAGAAGUGAAUCUACAAAUAGAUCCAUAUCUAGAAGACUCUCAAAAACUGCAACAUUGUGUGACUUUUACAAAAUGUUUGGUGAUGUUGUUGAGGAAUGGAGGUCAGAGGAAAAUGGUCAAGAUUUCAGAUGUUCAGAAGGCACUGUUGAGAUGGUACUGCUGCAAGAUAGUUUGUUAACUCAUGCUAGAGAUGUGUAUACC
Messenger RNA from Cuscuta epithymum, 1758 nucleotides. NCBI's taxonomy places the organism in Eukaryota, Viridiplantae, Streptophyta, Magnoliopsida, Solanales, Convolvulaceae. The record is from the annotation of a GenBank genome assembly.